Messenger RNA from Canariomyces notabilis, 1325 nucleotides. RefSeq lists its product as uncharacterized. The transcript is spliced from 4 exons. The coding region runs from base 143 to 1159 and encodes 338 amino acids. NCBI's taxonomy places the organism in Eukaryota, Fungi, Ascomycota, Sordariomycetes, Sordariales, Chaetomiaceae. The record is from RefSeq and is a predicted model, not a curated record.
ACUGGUGAUUACCAGAGGCCGGGUCUCAUAAGACGGCGCCAUACAUCUCGCCCCGUCUUCCCCUUUUUGUCCUCUUUGUCCUCUUUCGGUUUCCUCUCCACCACCGUCGUCACCCUUACCAUACCGACUACCGAGUGAAACGAUGAAGUGGAAUUCGGCCGCCGCUGUCUUUGGGCUUGUUGCGCCCACCCACGCGCUGCUUCGGUUCGGCUGCUCUCAGCUGACCAUCCAGCGUCUGGACCCCCUGGUUACCCCUGGGCAGAACCCGUCGCCCCAUCUCCACCAAAUCAUUGGAGGAAAUUCAUUCAAUGUAUCAAUGGACUUCCCCUCCCAUGAUCUUGUGAAGCUGUCGACGUGCACCACAUGCCAGUUCACCGAAGACUUGUCCAACUACUGGACCGCUGUCCUCUUUUUCCGUGCUAGGAAUGGAACCUUUAAGCGAGUGCCACAGCUGGCCCAGGCAGGCAUGGAGGGGACCAAGGGCGGCAUGGUCGUCUACUACAUGUCCGACGCCCUCUUUGACACAGCCCAGCGGUCGUCAGUCACGGCCUUCAAGCCCGGAUUCCGCAUGCUCGUCGGCGAGGCGUCGUACAAGGACCGCGAGCAGGCGCGCGACUUCCGCCAGCUGACCUACACGUGCAUGGAGAACCAGGCCAGCCGCUCGCCCGAGACGGUCGGGUUCCCCAAGACGCCGUGCAAGCUGGGCAUCAUGGCCAACCACCGCUUCCCGACGUGCUGGGACGGCGUCAACCUCGACUCGCCCAACCACCGCGACCACGUGGCCUACCCGGAGACGGGCACCUUCGAGUCCGGCGGCAAGUGCCCGUCGACGCACCCGGUCAAGAUCCCCCAGAUCCUGCUCGAGACGGUGUGGGACACGUCCCAGUUCAACCGCAAGGAGGACUGGCCCGAGGACGGCAGCCAGCCCUUCGUCUGGUCCAACGGCGACAGCAAGGGCUUCGGCAACCACGCCGACUACGUCUUUGGCUGGAAGGACAACGCCCUCCAGAAGGCCAUGGACGCCCACACGUACGUCUCGGCGCCCAUGCUCAGGACCCAGAGCAUUUCGGAGCAGAACAAGUGCACCGUGCGCAACAUGGUCAAUGAGAACUUUGAUGGAUGGCUUAAGGAGCUUCCGGGUGGCAACCCCAUCUUCUGAGAGAGACUGCAGUGUUCAGUCCCGCCUAGAUUGGUUGGUUGCAUUUGCGAAGAGCGAUGCUCCUAAUGUAUGUAUUUCGAGUAGUCUCCUGUCGGACGGUUACUACGGGUAGUAUAGUAGCGCCAUUGCCGCCGAAAGCCGAUUCAAAUAUAGGCUGGUCUCCCAU